Molecule: messenger RNA, 2177 nt
Organism: Rhipicephalus sanguineus (brown dog tick)
Lineage: Eukaryota; Metazoa; Arthropoda; Arachnida; Ixodida; Ixodidae
Product: ras association domain-containing protein 1-like
Biological process (GO): signal transduction
Source: RefSeq, a predicted model, not a curated record
UGCGGUGUGCGUGCGUUUGGUGCGUGCGCUCAAUGCGUAGCGUACGCACGUAAAAAACUGGGCUUCUCCUCGCACCACUUAUUACGCGAUUUACUUUUUUACCCUCUCAAAAUGUUGGCUGCUCGAAACGCUUCCUCGUUGGCCACGCACGGGGCAUCGCAGCUUUAUCAGCAUGUCGAAAGCCGAGAGCCAAAGGGAACAGCACACUCCUAAGUUUCUGACGCCGCCUUCAACGCCGAGGAGGGUCAUCGCGUACCAAGAAAAGCUGAAGCAAACCUUCAACCCAAGCUUGUUUCUGCAGAAUUUCAACUUUCCAAUACCGUUUCGAAGAAAACCGAAACCAAAGCCUAGUGAAGAUACCACAGUCUUUCCUACUCCUUACAAGACGCUUUACCACCCGAGGGUUGCGAGACACCAACCGUUCCGCAGGUCCGAGUUCAUCGAACUUGCCAACUUCGGUGUGGUUGAAAUCGACCCAACAGAGAGCGGCGUGGGCCACGACUUUGAGCCAGUGGUGUUCAAGAAUCCGACUUGGUGUGACUUGUGCGGUGACUUUGUGUGGGGAGCCUGCAGUUUACAGCAAGGGCUUCAGUGUCAAAACUGCAAUUUUACUUGCCAUCUAAGGUGUCGGAGUUUUGUCGCAUUAGAUUGCAAAGGCCAAGGGGAAAUGGAGACGAGCGACCUAAGUGAACAGAAGCAGGACAAGAGAAAAGAAGGAAAUGGCCGUAUAUCGCCAUUGUUUCUUGAGGAUUUGCCUAAAGAUGAACUAAUGUCACGAAUUCAGUCCUACAACCUACAAGAACCAGGACUUGACAUGGUUUUGCAAGAAGACGGGUCGGUGCGAGGUUUUGUGAGAGUGCGCAUGAACCUGAUGCGUCCCAUCAAUGUUGUCGCGGGUACAAGACCUCCGUCCAUUUACAACAUCCUCAAGGAUGAUGACAGUGAUAGAAAAACGCUUACUUCCUUCUACCUGCCUAGGGACACUAUAAAGGCUCUUCACAUUACAAGCGAAUAUUCUGUGCGGGAACUGAUAGUGGCCCUUCUAAAGAAAUUCAAAGUAGCAGACAAUCCACGGAAGUUUGCACUUUAUGAAAGUCAAGUCGACGAAAGCACCGGUGAAGUCAAACUUAGGAAACUUCAGGAUACAGAUAAACCUCUAUGGCUUGCGUUGGACUGGAAUAGCCGAACGAGGCAAUUUGUUCUUCAGGAAAACGAUAAUAGUGAUAUAGAGUGGGAGGACUUCGCAAUACCAGAGCUUCAGAACUUCUUGAAGAUUCUGGAACUCGAAGAGGAAGAGUACCUGACCCAGCUGAAGCUGAAGUACGACCUUGUGCGCUCCAAAAUUCAGGAGGCAAUGGACUCGUUUCCAAAGCCUGAAAGCGAAGUUCCCGAAGUCGAAGGCUCUGAGGCACACAGGGCCUGAGCAUACAGAAAACACAUCGAACUCUUGAUUUUGGCGCUAGAGCUUAGAACUUUUAAAGUUGGUUUUUCAGUUUUCUCACAUGCCGCAGGCCACUGAAAGUCGUACUAUUGUCGACGACUUGAAGUGAGAAAUGGUACAGUCGAGCUAUCACAUGCACCAUGACUGAAACUGAUAGUGGGCAUUUGUGCAUUCAAUUUGGAGUUGACUCCAUGCCUUGCAAGCAAGAACUUCCGGUACCAUUGUUCGACGUUCAUCUGACUAAUUCCGGACAUAUUUUUGUGCUCAUUCAACGCUCCAUUUGUCCACCAUUAGUAGUACCUGUAAUUUGUAUGUAGCCUUACUUGCUUUUAUUUGAAAUAGGUUCCUUUUCAGUGAUGGACUAAAUGCAGAAGGUUUUUUUUUAACUGGCACAUGCCACAGCUGUUUGUGCCAGACAACUUGUAGAUGUUUCAGAGUAGGCAUAUUCAUUCCUUCCUCCUUUAUUCUUUCAUCUUUUAAUCACUAUCUGUUGACGUCGUCACAUUUUAAGACAGAAAUUAGCCAUUCCCUCUUCACUUCUGUUUUUUUCUGUUGUAGGGAAUUUCAGAAAACCGGUGUAUGAGUGUUGUACUACAGUUAGCACAAAAGUGGGUAAAUAGUUGUGUGUUUUGUUUUUUUCUCCAUUCUGACUAACAUAAUAGUUUACGUCUGUAUUUGUAUAGAAUACUGCAGACGUGUGUAUAGGGUACCAAGUAUUAACUCGAAUGAUAAUAUA